Messenger RNA from Penaeus indicus, 1977 nucleotides. RefSeq lists its product as uncharacterized. Lineage: Eukaryota; Metazoa; Arthropoda; Malacostraca; Decapoda; Penaeidae. Bases 1 to 1977 code for a protein of 658 amino acids. Gene Ontology annotation, biological process: calcium ion import across plasma membrane. Gene Ontology annotation, molecular function: calcium channel activity. The record is from RefSeq and is a predicted model, not a curated record. The transcript has 7 exons. Gene Ontology annotation, cellular component: plasma membrane.
AUGAGGGGCCUGGUCGGCAAUGCCCCGAAGGCCAUCUUCCUCUUCUCGAACCUCUUGAUCAUCCUCGCCGUCCCGUGCCGCGUCCUGUACUUCUUCAAGGCCGACUUGGACCCGGUUUUCCGCGUUCUCGAGGAUGAGCUCAUGGCCUACGCGGUGGCCGGGUCGUGGUUCAUGCUCAUGUUUUUCGCCGGCGCCCUCAAACUCACCGGUCCCUUCGUCGUCAUGAUCUACAAGAUGAUUUCCGGAGACAUGUUCACCUUCUCGAUCGUCUACGUCAUCAUGCUGCUCGGUUUCUCGCAAGCAUUCUAUUUCCUGUACAAGCACCCGAAGCAAGACAAGGACAGCAAGUACAUUAAUUUCGGAAGCACGUGGAUGGCGCUGUUUCACAUGACUCUCGGAGAUUAUGAUUACACCGCCAUGAACUUCAACAUCUACAGUGGCAUGAGCAAAUUUGUGUUCCUCGUGUUCACUAUCAUGCUGCCCAUUAUGUUGUUGAACAUGUUGAUCGCUAUGAUGGCCAACACAUACAGUACCGUCAUCUCUAUGUCGGAGAAGGAGUGGGUCAAGGCAUGGGCCAAGAUCGUCAUCGCCCUGGAACGCGCCAUAUCCCAGGAGAAGGCGAAGACGUACCUCUACAUGUACAGCCUGCCCCUCGGCGGCGGCGGCGACGGGGGGGAGGAGGCCCUCGGCGUCAUGGUCAUCAAGAGCAAGGACAAGACGAAGGCCAAGCAGAGGAAGGGAGCGCUCAGUAACUGGAAGCGCGUGGGCCGAGUCACAAUCGACGCCCUGCACAGAAGGGGCGUCACCGGUGAAUUCUUACGCAGGGAAAUGUGGGGCCUACAGACAGCAGCUUCCACGCCUGUUAAAGGGCCAACCAAGAAGAAGGGCGGGCCGGGCAUGUACGGCAUCACGGGCGUAGGCGGCGGCGGCAGCGGCGUCGACAUCAUGGGCGACGCGCUCAACCAGGCCAUGUUCGCGGCCGACAUGGACGGCGACGGCAUCCCCGACAACGGCUUCGGCGCCUUCAGCGGCGCCAUCGACCAGCUGGCCUUCACGCACGACCUCGACUUCUCCGGCGACGGCGUCGACGACGACCCGCUCAAGGCCAAGGGGCCCGGAGGGGCGGCGCCCCCGAAUGGAGCCCCAGGGGCGCCCGGCUCCGCGUCCCAGGCCGCGCCCGAGAAGAAGAAGAAGAAGAAGAAGCCCGAGGACGGCUUCGACAACCCCGCCUUCAUCGACGACGAGGAGCUGCUGCUGGCGGCGGCGCUGGGCGGCCACGAGUCCGACGACUCCGACGACGCCGAUAUGCUGGCGUCGCGCCGCCUGGCGCAGCCCAGGAUCGUCAUCCAGGCGGAGACAGUCACGGCCGCCCCCGUCGUGGCCCCGCCGGCGCCCGUGGGCCCCGCGGCGGCCAAACCCACGAAGCCGCCGCCGCAGCCGCCCGUCGACGUGAACGCCCUCGCGCGGCCGCGGCUGCCGUCUGCCAAGAUGCGGCGCAUCGGCUCGGCGCGCAAGACGCCCUCGCGCUUCACCAUGACGUUCGACGACGGCUUCGGUGCCCAGAAGGCCAAGGGCGCCAAGGUCGGGGACGCCAAGGUCCUCGGCGCCGCGCCGCCGUCCGAGGGCGCCGCCGCCAAGGAAGCUAAGGGCAAAGCAAGCCUCGAGGCCGACGCGUCGCCGCCGGAGGAGGACGCCUCGGGCGAGAAGUGGGCCUCGAAGCCCCGGCGCAGUAGCAAGAACAAGGUGGCGCCGUCGGGCAGCUCGGAGGAGAGCGUCGAGGCGGAGACCAAGGACGACUUCGACGUGGGCCUCCAGUCGGGCGCCGACUCCACGCGCGAGGAGGUCCGGGCCAAGGAGAAGAAGGAGCGCCCCAAGACGUCCGUGGCCAGCCAGAAGAUGAAGAAGCGCGCCACGGACGACGUCGGCAACAUGAACAGCAUCCUGCCGUGGGACAACGAGGACGGCGACAUCAAAUAG